CUUUGGUGUAGAAGGUGAUAGUUCAUUAAUUUACUUGCACUUCACGAAUAUUGAACGUAGAUUGACUAAAGGGACUUUUAUUUUGCCUCUUGGAGCCUUUCGUGCAGUGACGUCAUAAGAGUUGCGCUGCAGCCUGCAGCUCGUUUGUCGGUUGAAAGAAGAUUGUGAAAGAAGAGGUGUUUGUGUGAGGUCUGUUCCUGUAGAUGCUGAAGUCACUAUCACACCAGUUCAUCUAUAAAUACUGUGAAGAAGUCAAACAAGCAGCUGCUGUCACAACACAUUCAACUACUCUACUAUUCUGAUCCACUGUUGUAAUGAUGGAGUGUGUUAAAGAGGAGACUGAUCCUGAAUCAUUCACAAUAACACCUGAAGAACAAAGAGGUCUAAUGGAAGUGAAAGAGGAAGGUCACCAACAAAAUGAAAAGAAGGAUGAACAUCAGCAUCACAAUUGCAAAAGUGAAGAAAAUUCUUUCAGUUGCUCACAGACUGAUGAGGAUUCACCUGAAGAAAGAGAAGAAGACAAAAUCUCUUUUACAUGCCAUCUUAAUGGUGAGACUUUUUCACAAAAAGAAUAUUCAAAUGUUCACACAAAGACUCACGCUGGAGUAAGGCCAUACGCCUGCCCUCAUUGUGAAAAGACUUACAAACGUAAAGACCACCUUAAGGAACAUUUAGUGAUUCACACUGGUAAGUGGCCUUUAACCUGUCCUCAUUGUGAUAAGGGUUUUUUACGAAAAAGACAUCUUGAUGAUCACAUAAAUACUCACACUGGAGAGAGGCCGUACACCUGCCCUCAGUGUGAUAAGGGUUUUUUACGAAAAAGACAACUUUAUGCUCACAUAAAGUCUCACACUGGAGAAAAGUCAUACGCCUGUCCACAGUGUGAAAAGACUCACACAUGUAAAAGAGAUCUUAGGGAACAUUUAGUUAUUCACACUGGUGAGUGGCCCUUCACCUGUCCUCAGUGUGAUAAGGGGUUUCUACAAAAAAGACAUCUUAAUGAUCACAUAAAGACUCACACUGAAGAAAGGCCAUACGCCUGUCCUCAUUGUGAAAAGACUUACACAUGUAAGCAGCAUCUUAAGGAUCAUAUAGUGACUCAUGCAAAUGAGAGACCAUUUGCAUGCUCUCAGUGUGAUAAGCGUUUUAAACUACUAGGAACUCUAAAUGUUCACAUAAAGUCUCACACUGAAGAAAGGCCAUACAGCUGCUCUCAUUGUGAAAAGACUUACAAAUGUAAAAACCACCUUAAGGAACAUUUAGUUAUUCACACUGGUGAGUGGCCCUUCAUCUGCUCUCAGUGUGAUAAGGGUUUUUUACGGAAAAAAAAUCUUGAUAAUCACAUAAAGUCUCACACAGGCGAUAGAGUUUUAUUGAGUCUGUGACGCUGAUAAAACAAAAGUGACUGUAUACUGGAGAGAAGCUGCGCCGCUGUCAUUCAUGUUGGAGAAGUUUUAGACGAUCACACAGCUGCAGACUCACAGAGAAAAGAGCUGACUGUAAAGAGUGAACAAAGAUCAACUUCAGUCUUCAGGUUCAAGCACAUGAUGUGAAAUGAAGAUAAACCUGACGAUUGAAUUACUCCAAAAUGUAUGAAUUUUAAUGCAUUACAUGAAGUGGUUAAUUUAUUCCUGUAGCUCAUCUUGUAGAGAAUUGUGUUAACAGUUCAAAAGGUCAUGUGUUCAAAUCCCAGGAACACCCAUAAUGAUGAAAUGUAUAUCUGUAAUGUAUUGUAACUUGCUUUUGAUAAAUGUGCCAAAUGCAUUAAAAGGUAAAUAUUG
Misgurnus anguillicaudatus (oriental weatherfish) is the source of this 1781-nucleotide messenger RNA. RefSeq lists its product as uncharacterized. NCBI's taxonomy places the organism in Eukaryota, Metazoa, Chordata, Actinopteri, Cypriniformes, Cobitidae. Gene Ontology annotation, cellular component: nucleus. Gene Ontology annotation, biological process: regulation of gene expression. The record is from RefSeq and is a predicted model, not a curated record.